Messenger RNA from Trematosphaeria pertusa, 2160 nucleotides. RefSeq names its product DUF1446-domain-containing protein. Lineage: Eukaryota; Fungi; Ascomycota; Dothideomycetes; Pleosporales; Trematosphaeriaceae. The transcript has 3 exons. The record is from RefSeq and is a predicted model, not a curated record. Bases 154 to 2058 code for a protein of 634 amino acids.
CUCACGGAAACUCAGGUGCAAUGCUUCUCCGAAGCUCCAUGCCGCCGCAGACUUCCUGUACCGCUCUUUCUGACGUCUCUAGUCUUAUAAUUCAACCCAUUCAUCCUUCACCAUGCCACCAAGACUUUGCUCUUGUCCCUCCGAUAACCCACAAUGGCGUCAAACGGCAUCCCAAAACGUGCACUCCGCGUCGGCGGCGCCUCUGGAGGCUUCACCGACCGCGUUGCCGCAAUUUCACGUCUUGCCUCUGAUCCCGCUGUCGACGCCAUCGUGGGCGACUGGCUGUCUGAAAACGUAAUGACUGGAUAUGGCGCGGGAAAGGAGAAAAGAACGCAACUUGAGAAAGAGCGUGGCAGUCCUUUCUCAUUUGAGGAGAAGUUGCAGAAUGCGAAUUACGCUUCGACUUUUUUGCAGUGCUUUGAGCCUGCGAUACCGGACCUGAAGAGGAAUGGUGCGAAGCUGGUGGUCAAUGCGGGGGCGAAUGAUACGGAAUUACUUGCGGAGGUGGUGAAGAGGAUGUGCAUGGAGAAGGAAUGUUGGGAGGCUAAAGUCGCGUGGGUUGAGGGCGAUGAGGUUACCGAUCAGUUUCGCGAUCUUGUCUCGCAGGGGCAUGAGUUUAAGAAUCUGUGUGAUGGCCGAACGCUGCAGGAGUGGAGCUUUGAGCCGCUGUGCGCGCAAGCGUAUUUGGGUAGCCUGGGCAUUAGCGAGGCGCUGAAGCAGGGUGCGGAUAUCGUCAUUUGCGGGAGGGUGAGCGAUGCAGCGCCGACUAUUGGACUGAGCGCUUGGUGGCAUGGGUGGAAGAGUGAUGAGUGGGAUAGGAUGGCGGGAGCCCUGGUAGCUGGGCAUCUGAUUGAGUGUAGUGCCUUUAUUACAGGUGGUUAUUAUAGCGGUUUUAAAGAUCUGAUGAGGGAGGGGAAGCAUCUGAAUCUGGGGUUCCCGAUUGCAGAGGUUGAGGAGUCGGGAGAGUGUAUCAUCACGAAGGAGCCGAACACAGGAGGCAUCGUCAACACCGAAACCGUAACCUCGCAACUCGUCUAUGAAAUUUCUGGCCCCCUCUACCUCAACUCCGACGUCGUCGCCAACCUCGAAGACGUCCUCCUAACCCAAUUGUCCCCCAAUCGCGUCCGCGUCUCCGGCAUCACCGGCCUUCCUCCUCCGCCGACAACACGCGUCGGCGUCACUGCGCACGGUGGAUACCAGGCUGAAUGGCACUUCUACCUUGUUGGGCUGGACAUGCGGGAGAAGAUGCGGUGGAUGGAGGAGCAAGCCCGCAAUGCGAUUGGGGAGAAUAUCAUGAGCAAAUUCUCAUGCUUGAAGUUCCAGCUUCUGGGGUACACAGGCGAGGGUGUGGGUGUUGGGACGCAGGAUGGGAAUACGGCGGAUUUUCGGAUUUUCGCGCAGGCGAGGGAGAGAGAGUUGUUUGAUGGGACAAAGCCGGAUGGGUUCGCGAGGAGAUUGUAUGAGACGGUGUUGCAGAGUUGCCCUGGCGUAAGCCGCCCCAACGACCUCCGCCAAUCAGCCCCAAAACCUUACUACGAGUACUUCGUAACCCUCAUCCCACAAUGGGUCUGCAACCACCGCGUCCACCUCCUCUUCCCCGCCUCCUCAUCCGCUCCGAUCCCUAUUCCUCUCCCCUCAGAGACACAAACCUACGGCCCCCAACGUUCCUACGAGACCUCCAAGCCCAUCCCGCUAUCCACCUUCGGCCCCACGACCCUCGCACCCCUCGGCUACAUCGCCCUCUCCCGCAGCGGCGACAAAGCCAGCGACGCAAAUAUCGGACUAUUCGUGAGGAGGGAGGAUGAGUAUGAGUGGCUGCGGUCAUUUCUCACCACAGACAAGUUUAAGGAACUGCUGGGCAAGGACUGGAAAGGGGGCAGGAUUGACAGGUUUGAGAUGAGGAAUCUGUGUGUUGUACAUUUUCUGAUCAAGAAUCAUUUGGAUAGGGGGUAUAAUUCGGGGAGCGGCGUGGAUACGCUGGCGAAGAAUUUGGGAGAGUGGAUUAGGUGCAGGCGCGUGGAGGUCCCGGAUAAGUUUCUCGAGCGCGGAAGGAUAUAAGAUCUAUGCAGGGAAUCACAAGGGAAUGGUACAUAGCACUCAAUGGCCUUACAUAUCGCUCGAACGUAUGUUCCGGGCGUGAGGCUUUGGCCACGCCGCCCC